This is a messenger RNA of Synchiropus splendidus (mandarinfish), 2007 nucleotides long. RefSeq names its product CDKN2A interacting protein (gene cdkn2aip). Bases 247 to 1161 code for a protein of 304 amino acids. Gene Ontology annotation, cellular component: nucleolus; nucleoplasm. The transcript has 4 exons. Lineage: Eukaryota; Metazoa; Chordata; Actinopteri; Syngnathiformes; Callionymidae. The record is from RefSeq and is a predicted model, not a curated record.
UAUUGUGCUAGUUUUACUGUUGGAAGAUCUGAUCUACCAUUAUCUUAUGUUCAACGCUAUAAUAAAUAGGUGGUUUGUGUUUACAUCAGCUAUCGAAUGAAUUUGACGCAAACGUUCAUUCGCAUAUACUGCAAGUCUAUUGUUCAAAGGGAAAUGUAGUUUUUAAAUCAAAACUCAAAACGCCUUCAAUCUGUCGUCAUCACUCUGUCAUGUAGUAGCUAGCAACACCUCGCAACGGAGACGGGGAUGGCGGGUGAGAGGAGUCAACAGGACACAGUUGCAGAGUACCUAGAACAGAAUCCAGAGGUGGCCAAGUGGGUGGAAACCUUCAGGACCUACAGUGAGAGCAGCAAACACUGGCGUGCUCGGAGGGAGUUUAUCCUGAAAAAUAUGGAGGCUUACCCUUCUGUGAAGCCAGGAGUCUGUGACAGAAGUUUGGACAUGCUGCUUUCUAUGUCCACAGCCUGGGCCAAUCAUGUCUUCCUGGGAAGCAGUUACCCCUCCACUGUUAUGGAAAAGCUAAAGGCAAUGGGUGAAGGCAUCGUUGUCAAGGAUGCUCCAGUUUACAGAACAACAAAAGAUGGAGCCGUGGUCAGAGAAAAACGGGCGGCCACAUAUGAGGCUGAUGCUGACAGCUACGUGAAAAAAAGCAGAUCUAAUGAGUCUGAGGGUCGACCUGCAGGCAGAGCCAGCACACGAAAAUCUGGACCCACCCCUCAAGCUCCGGCGGAGCACCAGCCUUUUUUCAACCGCCUUUAUAAAUCUGUAGCCUGGAAGCUGGUGUCGGCAGGCGGCUUCGGUCCAAACUUGGACCACUUUGAAAUACUUCGUAGCUGUGUGGAGUCCUGUAAACAGACCCUGACCUGUGUGUUUGUGCCACUCAAGGAUAUCAAAGGCUUGCCCGCAGGCUGUGCUCAAAAAGAAGGGCACGUUUGCGAGAUCCGCUGCCAGACUGUCUACAUGGGCACUGGAUACGGACGGGAUGAAGCUGCAGCUAGGGCAAUGGCUUCCAAAGAAGCUCUGAAAGUGUUUCAGGGAAGAAAAGUAACAGUAAAGAUCGCCAGGCGGCGCUACAAAGAAAGGGAUGUAGAGGAUUUAAUUCUGCUGGAUGAACAACCUCGGACUCAGGGCUUUCCUCCUGCUCUCAGCUACCCUUUUUAGGACAACGGCUGGAAAAUAGUUGUUUGUAUGUCACACAAACAGAAAUGUAAUGUCAUGUGAGUGAAGUUGUAGUGUUGACGCUGCUGCAUAUAAUCGGGACCAGGCUGCAACUUAACAGGACUUGGGAGUCAAACUCCGUAAAGUUCUUCAGGUAAUUUUUAGGUCCAUUUACAGGUUCAAAUCUGGGUUCUAAUCGUCCUGUUUUGUCAUCUUCCAUAGUUUCUGAAUAAAUGUUUCUUUCACAAUUUCUGUUUACUCUGAAUUGAGGCGAUUGCCUUGCUGAAAGAAGAAUUACAUACAAAUGAUGUGAGCUCUCCUGAUUUAAAAAUGUUCCGACACUCUUCAGUGUUGCAACUGUUCCCUCAAGUUUAUUACACAUUGCUUAUUCGUUUUUCAAUCAAUGUUUUAACUGACUCUAAAACAAGCUCAUUUGUAAGUUGUGCCAGUUUUCUUUAAUACAGUAGUGUUUUAAGUUCAAUGUUCAUUUCAUUGUUGAAUAUAUUGAUUUGGUUAAUAAUAUUAGUUGCCUUUCUUAACAGGAGUGGUUGUCUAACACCUUUAUUGUCUCCCACAAAGCAGCGUUGAAGCGCUUCACUCAUGUGGUGCAACAAUGUUGACUUGUUACAACAGAUUCCUGCACUGCGAAAUCUACAAGAAUCCUCAUUCCAUGACUGGUUAUGUGAAACUAUCUCCUGCUGAGGUUCUUCAUCUCUUGACCAGCGAACACACUCGCCAUAAUGCCACUGCUGAGAUGCAGUAGUUUUGCUUAGACUUUUCCUCCCUGUGUUGACGUUACCUGGUUUCAAUUUUGUGUGUUUACAAUUCUGGUCCUGUUUGCCCCUUUUA